UUAGGGACGGAGUGGGGAAAGAUAAAAAAAAUUGUGUGGUUUUUUUUUUAUUACACCAGAACUGGAAGGGUGGAUAACGAGGUUGGAGAUGAUUAAAGAUGGAUAUUGAAUACAAGCCGGCUACAUUAGAGAAGUGACAUCACCAAUAAACAGUUAAACAUUGAUGUCUUAGUGGUUAAUGUGCACACAGUCCGCAGGAAUACAGUCCUUCUACGAGCAGAACCCAUCAUCUCCCAAGUAUCCAAGUAACUAGUAUCAAUAAUUAAUUCCAACCUCCCUUCAUCCUUUUCUCGCCACUGAUAACACCGGCAUAGAGCUACAGCCCAACGCCAUCAUGGAGUCCACCAACCACACCAACAACACCACAAACCCCGAGCUCAGCAACGGGGGUUCGAAACCCGACGCCAACAACCACACGAUGAACAAGGAGAUCAAACUCGACGACUCCCAGUGGCUGGAGCACACCACCAUCAGCACCCGGGAUGACGUCAUCAGCUUCUGGAAGCUGUUCCUGGACAACUGGCAGUACGUGGUCACCUACUGCUCCGUGUUCGGAAGCUUCGGCGUCUGUGUUGGAUUUCUCGGCCCCACCGUCUUCGACCUGGGGUGCCAGACGCACUCCGACCUGAAGAAGAUGAACUGGGUGUUCUUUGUUCAGCUCAUCAUGACCCUAGUGGGGUCAAUCUGUGCCGGCUGUAUGGCAGACAAGUGA
Messenger RNA from Physella acuta, 712 nucleotides. Its product is annotated as major facilitator superfamily domain-containing protein 4A-like. Lineage: Eukaryota; Metazoa; Mollusca; Gastropoda; Physidae. The record is from RefSeq and is a predicted model, not a curated record. Gene Ontology annotation, molecular function: D-glucose transmembrane transporter activity.